Hydatigera taeniaeformis is the source of this 1098-nucleotide messenger RNA. The record is from the annotation of a GenBank genome assembly. NCBI's taxonomy places the organism in Eukaryota, Metazoa, Platyhelminthes, Cestoda, Cyclophyllidea, Taeniidae.
AUGUCAGAUUUCUUGAUAAUAUCGGUUCCUGCAGAAGGAGAUCCGACUAAGGCCUAUAGAGACCUUAGCACCGGUCUUACAAAGUAUCCGGUCGCUCAAUCUGUUACCGAAUUCGCUGUGCCUCAGAAUUUGAAGAGUGCCGUUUUUUGUAGCGUUACUCGCAAAAUUGCCCAGUAUAUGGGUGAAGUUUUGGAGGAACAGCGACACAAAUUGGAGGACAAUCUUCUUGUUAACGGAUUUUCUCCUAGCCUAUAUAUUAGUCAGUUUCAAUGGGAUACAGCUAAGUACCCAAUAAAACAAACACUUCAGUCUCUUUAUGACAUUCUCUCGGAGAAUCUCUCACGGCUUGAAGCUGAUCUUAGAGUUAGGUCAACAAAUUACAACAAUAUAAAGGGAGCAUUACAUGCUCUGGAGAAAAAACAGACCGGUAGCCUACUGACUAGAAAUCUUGCUGAAAUCGUGAAGAAACAGCAAUUUGUCCUGGGAUCUGAGUAUCUUAUAACGGUGGCCGUUGUAGUACCGAGAACAGCUUACAAAGAAUGGGAAGCCACGUACGAGACCCUGGUGAAUAUGGUGGUACCAAGAUCCACUGAAUUAAUUUUUGAGGACCAGGAUAACGGGCUGUGGACUGUAACUCUUUUCCAGAAGAUGCUUAAUGAUUUUACUCUACGUGCACGGGAAAAAAGGUUUAUCGUCAGAGACUUCGUGUAUGACGAGAAGGCGAUAGAAGAUAGUAAGAAUAUGUUUUCUAAGCUUGAAGCCGAUAAGAAGAAGCAGUUUCCUCCUCUCUUCCGAUGGCUUCGAGUAAAUUUUGGCGAAGCUUUUUCUAUCAUGAUGCACAUCAAAGCUCUCCGGAUUUUCGUCGAGUCUGUGCUCAGGUACGGUCUACCUGUUGAUUUUGAGGCCAUACUUAUUGUACCUAACCGAAAGAACUACAAACGGCUACGCGAGGUUCUCCACAACAUGUAUGAACACUUGGACAACUUAGCCCUAAGUAGUACAUCUGAUGAAGAAAUGGCUGGUGCUGGAAUGAGCCACGGGGAAUACUACCCUUACGUCUCCAUUAACGUUGAGACAAAUUUUGUAGACGCGCAUUAG